This is a messenger RNA of Periophthalmus magnuspinnatus, 998 nucleotides long. RefSeq names its product cyclin-dependent kinase 2 associated protein 2 (gene cdk2ap2). Gene Ontology annotation, biological process: regulation of microtubule cytoskeleton organization; negative regulation of G1/S transition of mitotic cell cycle. The transcript has 5 exons. Bases 186 to 521 code for a protein of 111 amino acids. NCBI's taxonomy places the organism in Eukaryota, Metazoa, Chordata, Actinopteri, Gobiiformes, Gobiidae. The record is from RefSeq and is a predicted model, not a curated record. Gene Ontology annotation, cellular component: cytoplasm; nucleus; microtubule.
GGAAAGAUGUAGUGCGCAGACUCGGCUCACACAGAGGAACAGACGGGUUCCCGUUGUUCAAAGGAUUUUAUUCUCCAGAAAAAGCUCUUAGGAGCUCUUCAUCCACAGUAAAGCUGUAUAAGCUCCGGGUCGACGGGACUGAAGGAAGUGGCGUGUCUUACGGGGAGCUGCCUGCUGAAAUUGUCAUGAGUUACAAACCUAUCGCUCCUGCGCCAUCUGGCUCCAACCACACCCCCCCAGGCUCUUCUGUGCCAUCUCCAUCUUUACCAUCAUCCUCUAGUUUUAGACCAGCAUUUAGUGACUUUGGUCCACCAUCGAUGGGAUUUGUUCAGCCCGUAAAAGUAUCUCAAGGGUCAACAUACAGUGAACUUUUGUCUGUAAUCGAGGAGAUGAGUCGUGAAAUCAGGCCUACAUAUGCUGGGAGCAAAAGUGCUAUGGAAAGACUAAAAAGAGGCAUCAUUCAUGCCCGUGCUCUUGUGAGGGAGUGUAUUGCAGAGACUGAGAGAAGUGCACGCACGUAACCUUUAAGGAUUCCCAUCACCUUCCCCAUGUAAUUCUGCAUCAAAAUGCCACUUCAGUUUUUACAAAUUUUUACUUCAAUUUUUCCUUUGUCGGUAUUUUAUUUUAUUAGUAUAAUUGAAACUGUUGAUUGCAUGCCAAUUCACCUGUGUUGCAUUUUCAGGCUUUAGCAAAAACAAAAAUACACAAUGAAGUGCACACUUAAUCAUUAAGGGCACAUCCAGUGCGUAUUUAUGAUGAUUGCAAGUUUUUGUUUUUUUUUUUACCUUUAAUAGAUGUAAUGCUAUCAUUGUGAUGUCCUAUGCAUUCUCAUGUGCACAUUGUGAAAUAUUCUUGCUUUGUUUUUGCAUUUUAUGUGCCCCUUUUUUUUGAGAAAUUUGUAAUACUGUCAAUUCUGUACAUCAAAUAAUUUUGCAAGUAUACAAAUUUUGUAAUCAAGAUUUUUGCAGUUCAGUAUGGAGUUUAAUAAAAUAAAAGAA